Messenger RNA from Racocetra persica, 401 nucleotides. NCBI's taxonomy places the organism in Eukaryota, Fungi, Glomeromycota, Glomeromycetes, Diversisporales, Gigasporaceae. The record is from the annotation of a GenBank genome assembly.
AUGCUAUUAUGAAAAAUCAAUGCGAAAUUCAAAAAACACAUUAUAAUUAUUCAAGCUCCGUUCGAAGUGGUUAUUUGUAUAUUCUUUAUUAUAUAUCAGGAACACCUUAUUCAUGUCAGCAUUCGGUAUCACCAAGUGCAAGUUUACCCGAAGAAAUGUUUACACAAUUAUCUGAGCUGAUCGAGGAAUACCAAAAUUAUGAUCAAAAUGAGGACGAUGUCUCGCGCCUUGAUAAAAUGCUAGAAUCAUUAUCAUCGCAUAUAUCUGUUCCUUCUUCCGCAGCCGAGAGUUUUAUUUCUCGGGUAAGAGAACUUAUGAAUGCAAACUUCCGUCCAGACAAGAAGAGUAAUGCGGAAUGUCAUGAUAAUACUGAUUCAAUAAUAAAAAAAGGACAAGAAUAA